This is a messenger RNA of Chelonoidis abingdonii (Abingdon island giant tortoise), 501 nucleotides long. The record is from RefSeq and is a predicted model, not a curated record. Lineage: Eukaryota; Metazoa; Chordata; Testudines; Testudinidae.
AUGGUGUAUAAUGAGGUGAACAUGAGGUUCCCAAGCACCAAAGGCACCCCCGUAUUCACUUUGCUGCGAGAUCCCUACAUCCUAGUUGCUGCAGGUGCCCUGUGCUUUGCUAACAUGGGGGUGGCAAUGCUGGAGCCCACGUUACCCAUCUGGAUGAUGCAAACCAUGUGCUCCCCAAAGUGGCAGCUGGGGAUGGCAUUCCUGCCUGCCAGCAUAUCUUACCUUAUUGGCACCAACCUCUUUGGGGUGCUGGCCCACAAAAUGGGGCGGUGGCUGUGCUCCCUGAUUGGAAUGGUCGUGGUGGGGAUUAGUCUCCUUUGUGUACCUCUUGCGCAAAAUAUUUAUGGACUGAUCGGCCCAAACGGUGGGCUUGGCUUUGCCAUAGGUAAGAUGCCAAUGCAACUAAUCACUCUGUCCAAGGCAGUCCCAUAUACCAUAAUCCUUACUCCAUCCCUUUGGAAGGCAGAUGUCGCUACAACAUACCCAAUGGCUGGUUGCUGA